UCACUAACUAGCCAGUUCCCUCCAGCAGCCAGAGCUUCAUUUUCUGAUCUGCUUUUGUGCUAAAAUGGAGGCUGGUUCCUUGCCUUAAGUAGAUUCCUUGGUUGAGUAGGUUAUAUAUGUUGACAUGCAAUAAAGCCGGAGACAGGAUGGUUGUAGACGCACCAAACUCCAACGGGCCUUUUCAGCCAGUGCCCCUAAUGCACUUCAGAGAUUGCGCCCCUGCUGAGCAGGAGAAGCUGUUUGUCCAAAAGCUGCGGCAGUGCUGCGUGCUGUUUGACUUUGUGUCCGACCCCCUAAGUGACCUGAAAUGGAAGGAGGUGAAGCGGGCGGCGCUGAGCGAGAUGGUGGAGUACAUCACCCACAACCGCAACGUCAUCACAGAACCCAUCUACCCAGAGGUGGUGCACAUGUUUGCUGUGAACAUGUUCCGGACGCUGCCCCCCUCGUCCAACCCCACAGGAGCAGAGUUUGACCCUGAGGAGGACGAGCCCACUCUUGAAGCCGCAUGGCCACACCUCCAGCUCGUCUACGAGUUUUUCCUUAGGUUUUUAGAAUCCCCCGACUUUCAACCCAACAUAGCUAAGAAAUACAUUGACCAGAAAUUUGUCAUGCAGCUUUUAGAAUUGUUUGACAGUGAAGACCCUCGAGAAAGAGACUUUCUAAAGACUACCCUUCACCGGAUCUAUGGAAAAUUCCUCGGCCUGAGGGCAUACAUCCGGAAACAAAUCAAUAAUAUAUUUUAUAGAUUCAUUUAUGAAACAGAGCACCAUAAUGGAAUAGCUGAACUGCUGGAAAUACUUGGAAGUAUUAUCAAUGGCUUUGCCUUACCGUUAAAAGAAGAGCACAAGAUUUUCCUGUUGAAGGUGUUGCUGCCUUUGCACAAAGUCAAGUCCCUCAGUGUCUACCACCCACAGUUGGCGUAUUGUGUGGUGCAAUUCCUGGAGAAGGACAGCACACUUACAGAGCCAGUGGUGAUGGCCCUCCUCAAGUACUGGCCAAAGACCCACAGCCCAAAGGAGGUGAUGUUCCUCAACGAGCUGGAGGAGAUCCUGGACGUCAUCGAGCCCUCAGAGUUCGUCAAGGUCAUGGAGCCACUCUUCCGACAGCUCGCCAAGUGUGUUUCCAGUCCGCACUUUCAGGUUGCAGAGAGGGCACUGUACUACUGGAACAACGAGUACAUCAUGAGCCUGAUCAGCGACAACGCCGCCAAGAUCCUGCCCAUCAUGUUUCCAGCCCUCUACCGCAACUCCAAGACCCAUUGGAACAAGACCAUCCACGGUUUGAUCUACAACGCUCUGAAGCUUUUCAUGGAGAUGAACCAGAAGCUCUUUGACGACUGCACGCAACAGUUUAGGGCAGAGAAAAACAAGGAGAAAUUAAAGUUAAAGGAGAGGGAAGAGGCCUGGAUCAAGAUUGAGAAUCUCGCCAAAUCAAACCCACAGUUCCUUAUGUAUGUUGAUUCCUCUGGGCUCGAUAGUUCCAUAGAAAUGGAGACUGAGGGUCCGUUGAUAGAAGAUGUUGAGAUGUUAAAAAAGACUGUAGCGGGCGGAGCCAUUCAGAUGCAGAGAGACGUGCGAAAGGACCGGCCGCUGGUGCGCCGGAAGUCCGACCUGCCUCAGGAUAUGUUCACCACGAAAGCCUUGGAGUCCCAUCGCCGUGCUGAAGACAUGAUUACCACCCAUGACGGCCACUAACUGCAUCUGUUCCUGUCCUGUCCUCUCCUCUCCUCUCCAAGUCUGCAUCCAUGUUGCAGCAGCACCCCCACCUCCACCCCCCGCC
Molecule: messenger RNA, 1779 nt
Organism: Engraulis encrasicolus (European anchovy)
Lineage: Eukaryota; Metazoa; Chordata; Actinopteri; Clupeiformes; Engraulidae
Gene: ppp2r5ca
Product: protein phosphatase 2, regulatory subunit B', gamma a
Exons: 14
Coding region: 117-1694 (525 amino acids)
Biological process (GO): signal transduction; protein dephosphorylation
Cellular component (GO): cytosol; protein phosphatase type 2A complex; nucleus
Molecular function (GO): protein phosphatase activator activity
Source: RefSeq, a predicted model, not a curated record